GUUGGAACAACGGCAAAACGCUCAAAACCAAAAACCACUUGGAGUACAAUCCAAACAGCUUAACGCGAAGCAAAAGCAAACAGCAGACGACGACGAGGAGUAGCGGUGGCAAAACAUUUUCGAACAUCGUAGCUGGUAGUAACGGCAAACGCCAGCGCACCGAGUUGACGCGAUUGUUAAACGCGCGAGUGUACGCAACUUCAGUACUAUUUGGCAUUCGCUUGCGUUGAGUUCGUUUCUUCGUUUCUGUGGUGACGUUGCGCUCUAGAGUGUGUGUAAAGAAACAAAUAAAUAUUGUAAAGUUUGAAGAAAAAAAGUAGAAAAUACGCACAGAACGCCGCGUGUUGCGUACAAACGAAUUUAUUUUUAUUUUUUAAUACACAAAAAUUAAAUAAAAAUAUUUCUAAAAAAGAGUGUGCAAAGUGCGCGUUGAAGCAAAUGGAAAUUCACUGAAAAAACUGCAACUUAUUGCCAAAGCACACAAAAAACACGAAAAGUGUGUCGCCGCCCCGACUUUUGACAAUUUUCGUGCGCUGUCAAAACGCUUAUUGGCAUUUGUACGCGUGUGCGUGUGUGUUAACGAGCGAAUAACCAGCAGCCAGCAAGUUUUGGCAAGUGUGUCAGCCGGAAAAUAUCCAGAUAUCGCAGGUGCACGUGCAAUAAAUGCAUAUUUCCUUGCUACUACCCAAAACGCAGCUGUAAAUUAACAAAAUUACUUUUGUAAUCCCAAAUUGGUUUAAUUUGCCGGCAAACAGCUUUUCGAGUCAUAAAAACCGAUAACACAACCAGCAACAAACGUAAAAAACCUGCAGUAAAAAUUACUAGUGUGAAAAGUGUUCAAAAAGUAGCAACGCAACAACAACAAAAGUGAUUGAAAGCUGACGGCAGCUGACAGCAAAGUGUUGCUGCUAAACUCAAAUUACUAAAUAAUAAAUAAAGCAAAUUUUUUUACAACACAAAUAAGUAAAUGCGGUGAAUUAGAACACACGCGCUGCGAAAUUAAUUGGAAGUAAAAAUUUACUAUAACAAACAACAACAAAUUGCAGUUUUCCUGUUUGUAAAAAGUGUAAACGACACACAUUUUUUGGCAAAUUUUUGUGUUGUGCGCUUAUUUUUGACGAUAUUUGAAAAAAGUGAAGCCGGUCAGUGCGGCUAAAAAUAAAUCAGCACACACGCACUCAAAUAUAUAAGUAGACACUACAGCAUACACGCUAAACGUGCGCAGCGAAGUUAAAGGGACGCAGCAACAAGUUUACAAUUAUGGGGCAACACAAGCAACAGCAACAGCAACAACAGCGGUGGCGCGUAUGCGGUUUGCAUGCGUUUGCAGUUUUAUACCUCUGCUGUGCAUUAAUAGAUCUCACACUAGCUGAAAUCGAACCAAAAUUGGAGAUUUUCCCCAUGCAAGGUGUGCAACGCAAGCCAGUUGGCAAAUCAUUGAUUUUAACCUGCAAACCCAUAGUGCCCGAUCCGAAUUUGGUAUCCGAUCUGCAAUGGAAGGACAAUUUUAACAAUACCAUACUGCCGAAACCGAACAAAUACUAUUAUCCACUGUAUGAUUCCAAAGGACGUAGAUUACCCGCUGUCACUGGCCGCAAUCAGCCACCGAUGUAUACGGAAACUUUGUCGGAAAGUUUGGCGCUGAUGAUCACCUCGCUGUCGGUCGAAAUGGAAGGCAAAUAUUAUUGCACCGCCUCCUAUGCAAAUACGGAAUUAAUGAAUACGAGCGUUAUAAUUAAAACUUAUGUCGCCAUAACAUGGACAAAUGCUCCGGAGAAUCAAUACCCCAUACUCGGUGAGGACUACACUGUCAAGUGUGAAGUGAAGGCCGAUCCCAAUCCAACCAUAGACUGGCUGCGCAACGGUGAUCCGAUUCGUACCGGUGAUAAAUACGUAGUAGAAGCGCACGGUUUGCUCAUACGCAAUGUGCAAGAAUCCGAUGAUGGUAUUUACACUUGCCGUGCGGCUGUAAUUGAAACUGGUGAACUGCUUGAACGCACCAUACGCGUUGAAGUCUACAUACGUCCAGUUAUUACGCACUUACCAACCACACUCGAGGCCGUUGAAGGUAAACCUUUUGCCGCGAAUUGUACCGCCACAGGCAAACCAGUACCAGAGAUUUCUUGGAUAAAGGACGCCGCUCAACAGAAUGUCGCCACCGCCGAUCGCUUCCAAGUGAACCCACAAACUGGCCUACUCACCAUUAAUUCAGUUUCACAAGAUGAUUAUGGCACCUACACUUGCAUAGCCAAGAACGAUGCCGGCGUGGUAGAUAAGAAAACCAAAUUGAAUGUACUGGUGCGUCCACAGAUUUACGAGUUCUACAAUGUAACUGGCGUGAGUAAGAAGGAAAUUGCUAUCACUUGCCGUUCGAAGGGACGUCCCGCACCCGCUGUCACCUUCAGACGCUGGGGAACUGAGGAAGAAUACGCACCAGGUUUGCAAGCCGAUGAUGAACGCAUCUCUUUGGAGCAACAUUUUGACGAGGAGCGCGGCGAAAGCACGGGAACGCUACGCAUUACAAGUACCACACGUAACGACGAUGGACUUUACCAAUGUAUUGCGCGCAAUAAGGGCGACACCGCUUACAAAACCGGACACAUAACUGUUGAAUUUGCACCAGACUUUUCGCACAUGAAAGAUCUGCCACCGGUCUUCAGCUGGGAAGAACGUAAAGCCAAUCUCAGUUGUCUAGCGCAAGGCAUACCAAAUGCAACAAUCGAAUGGCGCUGGAAUGGACGCCCACUUAAGGAGGCUUUCGAUAAGAAUCUUGUCAUUGUCGGUACCGGUCCACGUAGCGAUUUGAUUGUGCAUCCUGUAGCACGCCAAUACUAUUCCGUCUACAAAUGCAUUGCCACUAAUGUACAUGGUAGCGCCGAGCAUGAUAUGCAAUUGAAAGAGGCGCGUGUGCCCGACCUAGUUGCCGCCGCGAUUCCACGUCAACUCACCGCAACAACAAUUACCUUUGAUAUACGCGGACCACCAACGGAACUAGGUUUACCCAUCACCGCCUAUAGCGUACAAUACAAAGAGGCUAUUAACCCAGAUUGGUCGACGGCACUGAAUCGUACCUGGUCACCAGAUUCGCCCUACAUCGUGGAAGGACUGAAGCCACAGACAGCUUAUCAAUUUCGCUUUGCGGCACGCAAUCAAGUCGGUUUGGGCAUGUGGGGCGUAAACCAACAGCAGUCGACACCCAGACGUUCAGCGCCCGAGGAACCCAAGCCACUGCAUUCGCCGGUGCAAAAUGACAAGGAAGAACCCGUUGUAGUGUCGCCGUACUCCGACCACUUUGAGCUGAGAUGGAGCGUGCCAGCUGACAAUGGUGAACCCAUCGAUUUCUAUCAAAUCAAAUACUGCCCAGGCGUAAAAAUGGCCGGCACUUGGCAUGAACUGGAAAACCAAUGCGUCUCGCAGGACGUCGUCGAAACCACAUCGUACGAGAUGUCGCGUCUAAGUGGCAACACCUACUAUCGCAUCGAAUUGCGUGCGCACAAUGUGAUCGGUUUCUCAUCACCAGCAUCGAUUGUUAUGAAGACGACACGAGGCAUCGAUGUCAUACAAGUAGCCGAACGACAAGUGCUCUCCUCCGCCACCAUUGUGGGCAUAGCUGUGGGCGGCGUGUUGCUGCUGCUCUUCAUCAUCGAUCUGCUAUGCUGUGUAACGGUGCGCAUGGGCGUAAUGGCUACCAUGUGCCGACGGGCGAAGCGUUCGCCAUCCGAUAUCGACGAUGAGACCAAAUUGGGCAGUGCGAAUUCACGCGGCACGCAAAUGGAUCUUGAGUACGCUUGGGUGUUUGCUAGACCGAAAUCAUUUCUGCUCAAUCGCAAUUCAUUGGUUUUCGUUUAAUUCGCAUUAAUUUCAUUUGCAUUUUUACACACGCUACUCAAAUUGUGCCUUAAUUUCACAUUUCAUUUCCUUUAAAUGUCAAUAAACAUGUGUAAAUGUGUACGUGCAGCCUUAUAUUUUUAGUGCAAUAUUAUUUAGACCUAUCCUAGACCACGCACUCCUCACCGAUAAUCCCACCAACCAAACCGACAUACAAAGCAAAGCAGCAGGUGUCGAUAUUCCAUGGAAGUUUAGUGUGUGUCUUCCGCACAAAGUAUUUAUGGUAUACGUUUAUUUAUAGUAAUUAAUCCCGUUAUCCAUCACUUAUAUUAUCUGUAUGUAUGUAUGUGUACGUGCAUAUGUUGUAAUACUACUGUUUUGUGGUGCGUAAGUAACCCACAUCAAUGCGCUUUUAAUUGAACUAACUGUUAGCAUAUAAUGUUACGAGUACCGUUGCUUAAGCAGCAAGUAAGCAAUCAAACACUGAACUACUUGCAAUCUUCCAUAAUCACUUUCCAACAAUGUUAUCUAAGCAUAUCUGUUUAUAUUUGUACAACAACAACUUUUGUAUUUGCUAUUUGUGUGUAACCUCCUCACCGCCACCUUCCUCCUCGCCAUCAAACAUAUCCAUCCCCAUGCUCCUCAAUCACUCGCUCUAUCAUACAUCCUCGUGCUCCUCAUUCUAACAUAUUCACCAAAACCAAAAAAAAAAUAAAAACAACCAAAAAAUACGUGAAACAUUUAACCAAGCAGUCUUUACGGUUGGCAUUUCCCGCUACUUAAUUACAGUGGGCAGUUGGUUAAGGAACCUCCACCAUCACCGCUACCAUUACCGC
Messenger RNA from Bactrocera tryoni, 4664 nucleotides. It is a transcript of the gene Fas2, whose product is annotated as fasciclin-2. Gene Ontology annotation, molecular function: protein binding. Gene Ontology annotation, biological process: cell adhesion. The transcript is spliced from 10 exons. Lineage: Eukaryota; Metazoa; Arthropoda; Insecta; Diptera; Tephritidae. Gene Ontology annotation, cellular component: membrane; neuron projection. The record is from RefSeq and is a predicted model, not a curated record. Bases 1261 to 3849 code for a protein of 862 amino acids.